ACAGCCUGGAUAAGGAAAGUACAAAGCCAUCUAUGUUUGGUUUUCGUAGUGGGAGAAAACCCAUCUUUCCUAUUUUCUUUUUUCGUAGUGGGAAAAAACCCAGUUCUUAGUGAAUAGCACAUGACAGGGCAGAACGUGUGUCUGUCUCAUUCCAACAGCAUCACAACGGUGACGUGUCACUCGUGUUACAAGUGAUUAGUUGAGACAGCAUAUAGUGAACAAGCAAAAAAAUAUACAUUAGAACAAUAGCAUCAGUAGACUUAUUUAUAGUAGACAGUAGAAAAGGCGGGAACCCGAAAGAUGCGCACGGAAAGAUGGGCACGAGAAACUUGCGCACGGUGAAUCUUGCGCACGGGUAGGUUGCACAUGCAAUAACAAAUUCUUAUAUUAUAUUUAUAUUUAUUACAAAAUCCUAAGACUUUAAUUGCCAUUAUCGUUUAUAUAUGCGAUCGUUUAUAGCAUGUGAUUUUAUUUAAAAGAUUAUAUAUAAGUCAUCAAUAUAUGUAAUCAAGAUUUCGAUUUCCCCUACAGGGCAAUUUUAAAUUUCCCUAAGGGGUGUUAACACCUUUGGAUUAUGAAAGUCACAAAAUUGAGACGCAUGAAAAAACGACUUUAGAUUUGUAUUAACAAUUUAUAUCUUCAAAUAUAACCAAACUAAUUAAUUAAUACAUAAGUUUUAAAUAGAAUGUUUUGCAUAGCAUAAGCUAAUCAAUUAUUUAAUCAGUCAUAUUUAAUAAAUUAAUUUGACAGAAAACUAUUUUAUCAUGUCUUAUAAUUAUGUCCUAGAUUCUUAACUCGUUUUAGUGUCCUUAACUUAUUUUACAUAGAGACAUUUUAUCAAAAGUUCGAUUCUCAUAUCCAAAUUAUGGUGAAGAAAGGAAAAGAAUGAUUCAUGUAGGUAUUCGCAAUGAUUAAAUUUUGAUUUCUACUGCAACAUAUAUCAGAUCAUCAAUCAUCAAAGGCACUAAGUUAUAAACAGAUAAAUAGUCAUCUUAUCGGAUAAAUUAAUUAAUAGUAAUAAUUAGGUGUCUUAUCUUUUUUGAUGCUUUAAUCCCAUUAAAAUAAGGUUGUUCUAAGAACAAAACAGUUACAGGCAUAUAAACAUGCGUAUUCGCUAUUGAAAUUACUGCUUAUCAAUUCUAUAUAUUUAAACAUGUCUACUCCUGUCGAAUUCAUCACUACCACAAAAGGUCGUCCUUUAAUGAUAUUAGACGGUUACUCAUACAUUCAAGGUCGUCAAACCGACGAAAAAACUUACUGGCGUUGCGACAAUCAUAAAACUUUUAAUUGUCAUUAUCGUAUACACACAUGUAAUUCUACAAAUAGUUAAACACACGUCACCAUAAUUAAUCGAAAUGGUAUUCACACAACCAGUUGUAAUAGUGAUCCAAUCAAAAUAUUAUUAAGAAAAUUUUAUGAAAUUGUCGUCGAUCGUGCAAAAAAUACACAAGAAUCAACAGACACUGUGUUAUCACAAUGUAUAUCAAAAUUACUUGAUCCAGCACGUGUACGUUUACCACCAUUAGAUCAUAUCGUCCCAGAAAUUUUUUAUCAGUUAUAUGUAAUUUAUGCUGUACCUCGUCAACAUGUUAUUCCGGUAGUAUUUGGCCUGCUUUGCCGAAAAAAUGCAGUUACAUAUCAACGUUUAAUAAAUAAUAUUGUAGAAUUUGCACCAGCGUGGUGUCCACAAAAUAUAGUACUAGAAUUUGAAAAAGCGGUUAUGAAUGUUUUUUCAACCAGUUUUCCUCAAGCGUCUCUAUCUGGUUGUUAUUUUCAUUUACGUCAAAGUAUACAUCGACAAUUACAGGCGCAAGGUUUGCAAAAAUAUUAUGAAGAUGAUGGCGAUUUUGCUCAUGGGAUACACAAAAUUGCAGCCUUGGCAUUUAUUCAUCCAAAGGAUGUUGUCGAAGCAUUCGUCCAACUCAGUAUUCAUCUUGGUAAUAGAUUUCAAACUAUACUAGAUUAUUUUGAGCAUAAUUACAUUGGCCGAUUUCGUGCAAAUGGUUCACGUGCAUGGCCACUAUUUGAUAUAGAAUUUUGGAAUGUUCAUGAACGAACGAAAAAUUUACAGAUUAGAACGAAUAAUUCUGCCGAGGAGUGGAACAGACGUAUUGGAUGCGUUUUUAAUGUUCACAUCCCACUCUGUGGAAGUUUAUUGAAAAAAUAA
This is a messenger RNA of Didymodactylos carnosus, 2167 nucleotides long. The record is from the annotation of a GenBank genome assembly. NCBI's taxonomy places the organism in Eukaryota, Metazoa, Rotifera, Eurotatoria, Philodinida, Philodinidae.